Molecule: messenger RNA, 1988 nt
Organism: Malaya genurostris
Lineage: Eukaryota; Metazoa; Arthropoda; Insecta; Diptera; Culicidae
Product: probable cytochrome P450 305a1
Exons: 3
Coding region: 271-1764 (497 amino acids)
Biological process (GO): xenobiotic metabolic process
Cellular component (GO): cytoplasm; intracellular membrane-bounded organelle
Molecular function (GO): heme binding; oxidoreductase activity, acting on paired donors, with incorporation or reduction of molecular oxygen, reduced flavin or flavoprotein as one donor, and incorporation of one atom of oxygen; iron ion binding
Source: RefSeq, a predicted model, not a curated record
UCUUCGCGUGUAGAUCUCAAACGUUGAACUCGCGUGUGCUGUUUUUGUAGUAAUUCUGUUUAAAUUGAAUAUUAUUCUGUUGUUUCAUUUCCUAAAAUAUACGAUUGAAUGAUGAUUGAAGCAACGUGUUCAUUGAAUGUGAAGUGAUUAUAGAUUCUAAUUCCUAAAAUAUCUAAUCACAAAGUGGAAGUGCUCACUCGUCUGCCGGUGUUAUGCAAUCUAGUUUAAAUUGAGUGGUGGAAAACAGUAAGAACCAUAUCAACGAGAAACAUGAUCCUUCUAAUAUUAUUGUUAUGUCUAGUAGUUUUCGCGGUAGGAUAUCUAAUCCAGGAAACUCGUCGUCCAGUCAACUACCCACCAGGUCCUCGAUGGCUACCAUUCCUCGGCAAUACUCCAUUCAUCCGCAAGCUAGCACGCAUCCACGGCGGGCAACAUCUAGCAUUCGAGGCCCUCGCCAAUGAGUAUGACAGUCCCGUAAUUGGGCUCAAGCUUGGUCGCGAGUAUGUCGUUGUGGCCAUGCAAUAUCCCGCAGUACGAGAGGUACACAGCAAGGAAGUUUUCGACGGCAGACCAAAUAACUUUUUCAUUCGAUUACGAACCAUGGGAACCAGACUGGGAGUAACUUGUACCGAUGGACCUUUCUGGGCUGAGCAUCGGAAUUUUGUCACCCGUCAUCUGCGACAGGCGGGUUAUGGUAAAAAACCAAUGCAACUGCAAAUACAGAAUGAGUUGAACGAACUGAUAGGAAUCAUAAGAGACCUAAAGGAUCAACCGGUCUGGCCAGGAAGUAUUUUACCUACGAGUGUCAUCAAUGUCCUGUGGACUUUCACUACUGGAUCGAGAAUAGCUAGAGACGACGAAAGGCUGACACGGUUGCUAUCACUGCUGCAGAAUCGUUCUAAGGCUUUCGACAUGUCCGGUGGAAUUUUAAGCCAGCUGCCGUGGCUUCGCCACUUUGCUCCGGAAUGGACUGGAUAUAAUCUGCUGAAAAGAUUUAACAAAGAGUUGAACGAUUUCUUCAUGAUAACAAUAGAUAAACAUCAUCAGCAAUACACUGAAGAUAAAUGCAAUGAUGAUCUUAUCUACGCAUAUAUAAGAGAAAUGAAAAACAAACAAGAUGACAAAAGUUCUACUUUUACCGAUCUGCAGUUAACCAUGAUCAUACUAGAUAUUUUCAUAGCAGGAUCUCAAACCACCAGUAUUACAAUCGAUUUAGCUCUCAUGAUGUUGGUCCUUAAGCCGAGUAUCCAGAACAAAAUUCGAGAAGAAGUUGAUGCCAACUUUCAACCGGAUGAAUUACCACAACAGACCGAUCGCACAAAUCUUCCGUACACGGAAGCGUUUCUGUUGGAAGUCCAACGUUAUUUCCAUAUUGUUCCUGUCAGUGGUCCUAGAAGAGCUCUUGAGGAUUGCACACUGGGCGGUUUCCGAAUACCCAAGAAUACCACCGUGCUUAUGGGUUUGCGAACAGUUCAUAUGGAUCCAGAACAUUGGGGCGACCCGGAAGAAUUCAGACCGGAACGGUUUCUUGAUACAGACUACAAUAUCACCAACAUCGAGAGACUUAUGCCGUUCGGUUUAGCCAGAAGACGCUGUCUUGGUGAAGCUCUAGCCCGUGCUUGUAUGUUCACGUUUUUGGUGGGUUUGAUUCAAAAAUUCAGCUUCCGUAUACCCGAAAAUAGUCUCGAAAAACCCUGCCUCAAAUUGCUUCCUGGAAUAACCUCAUCUCCCAAACCGUAUAAAAUUGUGUUCGUACCGAGGUGAAAAUUCGAAUAAAAUGCGCUGCCUUAGAAAGUGAUUCUCAUUUCUGGAAAGUGAUUUCAACGAGAUUGAAUGAAGGGAACGCACGUUUUCCAAGACAAAACAAGUUUCUUCAACUGCGUUAAAAUUUUUGUCAUGCUUGAGCCGAUGAUGGUUUUAACAGCUUAAUAGCGUUUCUUUUAUUUAAAAAAAUACAGUUACUUAUAUGUAAGUUAUUAUACGCAACA